Molecule: messenger RNA, 1746 nt
Organism: Fusarium poae
Lineage: Eukaryota; Fungi; Ascomycota; Sordariomycetes; Hypocreales; Nectriaceae
Exons: 1
Coding region: 1-1746 (581 amino acids)
Source: RefSeq, a predicted model, not a curated record
AUGGACAAAGACACCUUCAACCAGAUGAUGGUCCCCGGUGGCCUUUCAAAACAAAAGGUAUUCCUCACUCCUACGGUCCGACACGCGAUCCACACCGUCCGUCAACUUGGCGAGCGGUAUCUGUGGGUAGAUGCCAUAUGCCUUCCACCCGAUAAUAUCGAACAAGUAUCGCAACAGUUGCAGCUCAUGGGCUCAAUCUAUGCCUCCGCGAAACUCACAAUUGUUGCGCUGGAUGGUGAUGCAAACACCGGCUUCCAAGGUCUCAAGGGCGAAUCAUCACCUCGGAAACUAUCGAACCUGUUUCCCUGGAAGAAGGAUACGAAUCUUUUAUUGAGGGAUCAGCCUAAGCUGUCGGCCAUGGACGUGCAGGCAUCAGAAUACUUUACGAGGGGAUGGACAUAUCAAGAAUACAUGCUGUCUCAGAGACGAUUAAUCUUUGGCAAUCAACAGAUACAUUGGAAGUGUUCAUGUGCAGAUUGGCAUGAAGAUCUUCCUAAUCUACAGGAAGAACAAAGGGGAAAGUCUGUCCGGCCCAAGUCGUUAGGUUUUCCGAAUAUCAAAAGAGGCUUAUCCGAUAUCCGAGAAUUCGGGAUACUAAUCAACGAGUAUAAUGCUCGGGAGCUCAAGUAUCCUGAAGAUGCGUAUCCAGCGGCCGACGGUCUCCUGAACUAUCUCGGAAAACUAGCUUUUCCAGGUGGCUUCUUGUUUGGACUUCCCAGAAUCUACUUUGGCAUGGCAUUGAUGUGGUCCGUUGAAUUUGGAAUGGCCAAUCCCAAUAGGCCUCAAAGGCCUGGUCUGGUUCGAAGGAAACCCUCCAAAAGAAGCCAGUCCAUUCUACCAAACACACAUCUCCCUUCCUGGUCCUGGGUUGGCUGGAGUGGGUAUGGUGUUCACAUGCUCGACAGAGAGGCUCAGUUCCGAUGGGCAGACUUGUUGCUUUGCGAGAGCGGCUGGAACCCUGUUCAGCUCAUCAAGACUUCAAGUGUCACUAUUCCAAUCACCGAGUGGUUCAGCCACAGCUCCAAGGACUGGAAUAUCACUAAAGCUAUUACGAAUAGUGCUACAGUAUAUGAAGGGAACUCGGACAUUUCUUAUGAUGAAACGGUCUGGACUAGGCAGGAAUUUAACCCUGCCAGGCACGGGUCUAAAGCUAAAGACUUCCACCCACCUUUCGGAUUCAGUAGAAAGCACGUUUACGAGCAUGCCAAUCUCCCUGGUAAAUAUUUUUGGUGGCCUCUCCCACCAUCUAGCUCAUCAAACCGUCAGGUAGAUGAAGGUUUCAGUCAAAGUCCGCUCAUUUCCUGCCGAGCAAAGCGUGCUUGGUUUGGGGCCACUAGGGUCGUCCGCUAUAUUCGGGACGUCAACCUGGAUGCUCACCUUUGUUUGUUAGACAAGAACAAGAGACUUUGUGGCUGGCUCCAGCUACCCAAUAACGAUGACUUGGACAGAUUUCCCGAAUCCAUGAUCGGAGAGGGCAUGACAGAUCAUUCAGAUACAUUGGGCUUGAACGGGGUCUUUGUCAACCCACUACCUCAGCGGGAGGAAUCGCUGGAACUGGUGGCAAUUUGCCGAUGCAAGUUCCCUGACGUCGAAACGAUGGACGACGAAAUACAAUACAAGGAGUUCUACGGCGUACUGUGGAUAGAGUGGAAUGAUGGCAUUGCCUAUAGGAAGGGAUGUGGAUAUGUGAAGAAAGAGCUCUGGAAACAACAGGACCUCGAAGACGUUCAUUUGGUUCUUGGGUAA